AUGCCACUGGUCACUUUUACAGGUAUCAACCAUCACUUCAAAACUUGCUUAUUCGGGAGUGCACUGUUGCCCAAUGAGACUGACGAAACCUAUAUUUGGGCGUUGAAGAUAGUGAAGGAAAUACGUUGCUCGAAGAACCCAAAGUUCCUACACACUCUGCCAGAACCAAGUACAUUGGGGGAUGACAGCAGUUUCAACAUUAGGUACGGGUCGCUACAGUUCAUGGCUCAACGAUUCUGCUUAUUAGGAGCAGACACUCCUCUCUUUUAUCGAAUAGCUCAAGAUGAGUUGACAGCAGCGUGUAACAAGUUGGAGAUGGUAAAGAAAACCCCCGCCGAGAGAGAAAGGAUUGUCAUACCAGACAAGUUCAAAGAUGUAUUGAACCCAAAUCAAGUGAGGUUUAAGGGUUGUAGGAAAGGAAAAGGGAAAAAACCACUUAAGAAAAAAAGAAGAAAGUGUGGGAACUGCGGGCUAAGGGAUGGGCAUUAUAGGAGCACUUGUACUAACCCCCCAGCCGACGUGGUAGAAUCUCAAUCUGAUGAGGAGGAUUACGACGAUGACAUGGACGAUGAUGGGGACGAUGAUGGGGACGACGGAGAAGAUGGAGACGACGAUGAUGGAGAUGAUGACCAAGGUGGUCAGCCCCAAAAGAAGCAACAAACGAGCAGGCAUAAUACUACUGGAGAGCCCAUAGGAAAAAGUCAGCCACAACAGAAGAUCGGGGCACGUACUAGGAGAAAUACUAGUCAACAAGAGAAGGGAGCAGAGAAGGGAGCUAAGAAGCAUACAGGACAUAGUGCUGGGAGUACUAGUCGGCAUGAUGAUCGUCCAGGCGAUGAACAUGAACUAGUACUUUUCCAAUCACACUAA
Linum trigynum is the source of this 870-nucleotide messenger RNA. The record is from the annotation of a GenBank genome assembly. Lineage: Eukaryota; Viridiplantae; Streptophyta; Magnoliopsida; Malpighiales; Linaceae.